Daphnia carinata is the source of this 1737-nucleotide messenger RNA. RefSeq names its product cysteine-rich protein 2-binding protein-like (gene Atac2). The record is from RefSeq and is a predicted model, not a curated record. Bases 158 to 1711 code for a protein of 517 amino acids. Gene Ontology annotation, molecular function: acyltransferase activity, transferring groups other than amino-acyl groups. The transcript has 6 exons. Lineage: Eukaryota; Metazoa; Arthropoda; Branchiopoda; Diplostraca; Daphniidae.
AAAAGAAAGUGCUAUUUUUUUGAGAAGCAGAAUUAUUCGUAUGAAACAAUAGGUGUGAUUAAAUGCCUGAACCAUCGUAAAGUCGACGGCGAUGGUAUUUUCCAAUAUUUAAACAAAUCUACUGGAAAAUCAAAAACGUAAACAAGUUUCAAUAAAAAUGCCACGAGGAAAGAAACGUGGUAGUAGGGGAGGAAGAGGCAGAGGCAGACCUCCGGCAAACCCAUCAGCAGUUACUUUGAAGGUUGAUGGAUCAGUUAAGAAAAUUAAAUUAGAACCUCAAGCAAGCAGCACAUCUUCAAUAUUUGGUUCUGAAGAUAUCAUUUAUGGAUCAAACUUUGAUGUGUUCCAAGAAGUUAUUGUGGAAGAGGCAAUCCAGGAUAUAAAUGUUGAAAACAGUCGAUCAAAUUCACCUAUUUCAGUUACAAAUGACAGCAAUUCCAAUGAAAAUUCAUUAAGUUCAUUUUCAGCUUCAGAUAUUCAGAAUAAGUAUUGGACAAGAGAAGAUCUUACACCAUCUGAUGUACUACCUGAAAAUCUGUUUACUGAAAAUGAUGAUGAGACAAAAUCGUUUUCUCUUGACACAAACAAUUUUGACACAACAAUCAACAUAAGUGAUGGAACUGGCUUCAGCCUUAAUAGCCUUUUUCCCAUUAAAGAAGAGCCUGUCGACCCUGAACAACCAAAGUCAAGUGAUAAUAGUACAGAACAAGUGAAAAAGAUUCCAAGAAGAAAAAUCAAACAAGAGCCAAAUGAAACAGCAGCUCCAUCAAAAUUAAGGCAGAUGUCUUUGUAUGAAGAAAUGUCUCUUCUUCGCCAACUUCGACCAUUGGCGGAAAAAAAUACUCUCAGUCCUGAACUUAGACGGUUAUACAGAAAGCUAUCGCUGAGAAAUACUAGACGAUCUAUCGGUGUGGAACCAUUCAACUUCGAUAGACUUAUGGCUAAACUCUUGGGAAGAGAAUGGCUGUGUCCAACUAGCAAUAGCGAAAUGCCAAACCAAAUAGUCGGCAUUUCCAACGUCCUUGAUCGAUUCCAAAAAAACAACCUAUCGGCUGCUUUAUCGCAAACACGGCUUAAUAUUUCUUUCCGAACGAGACUCCUUGGCACAAGUGAAGACCAGAUUCCGCAAUCGUUUGUUAGUCCUUAUACGGGAAGAACUCUCAAGCCUUUCAUACGGAGAGACUACGAAUCUCGCCCUUUGAAGUUAAAGCUUCUUGAAGAAAUUCGUAGUAAAUGUGCGAGCGCUGAGAUAAGGAACUCUGUUUUGAAACCGAUCGAUUAUUGUUAUGUACAACCUCAACACAUUCCCGCAGUCAAUGCAAUUUGUAAGGAGUUUUUCUGGUCAGGAAUCGAUGUAACGGAAUGCUUGGAAUACCCGGAUUUCAGCUGCGUAGUACUCUAUGGCCACGUCAUCAUUGGAUUUGCAUUUAUGGUACCUGAUGUCUCAUACAAUGAAGCUUACGUAACCUACUUGUUCACACAUCCUGAAUGGAGAAAUGCAGGAAUUGCCAAAUUCAUGCUCUACCAUUUGAUUCAAAGCUGUAUGGGUAAAGAUGUUACCCUACACGUUUCCGCUACUAAUCCAGCCAUGAAUUUAUACCAUAAAUUUGGUUUUAAAGUUCAAGAAUUUGUUGUGGACUUCUACGAUAAAUAUUUCACAGCUGAUUCAACUCAGUGUAAACACGCUUUUUUCAUGAGACUUACAAGAUAAAGGCUACGUAACUUUCCUUGAAGGUC